Messenger RNA from Drosophila mojavensis, 547 nucleotides. RefSeq names its product chorion protein S16 (gene Cp16). Gene Ontology annotation, biological process: multicellular organism development. Lineage: Eukaryota; Metazoa; Arthropoda; Insecta; Diptera; Drosophilidae. Gene Ontology annotation, cellular component: egg chorion. The transcript has 2 exons. The record is from RefSeq and is a predicted model, not a curated record. The coding region runs from base 40 to 471 and encodes 143 amino acids.
UGGAAAACAGUCGCUUCCUCGCACCAUCGAACCAACAAAAUGUCCGCCAGCUCAAUGCGUUUGCUCUGCCUGAUGGCCUGCUGCAUCAGCGUCUGCUUGGCCUACAGACCCAACCUGGCCUACCGCAGCAAUGACUAUAGCCAUGGCAGCUAUGCCGACUACGUCAAGCCCUCCGAUACCGCCGAGGCUCAGGCCGCUGCUCUGACCAAUGCCGCUGGCGCCGCCGCCGCCUCAGCCAAAUUGGACGGCACCGACUGGUAUGCCCUGAACCGUUAUGGCUGGGAGCAGGGCAAGCCUCUGCUGGCCAAGCCCUACGGCCCACUGGACAAGCUCUACGCUGCUGCUCUGCCACCACGUUCCUUCGUUGCCGAGAUCGAUCCAGUCUUCAAGAAGAGCAGCUACGGCGGUCUCUACGGCGAUAAGACUGUCAUCCUGAACACUGGCUCCAAGCUGGCAGUCUCUGCUGCCUAAUUUGUUUGGACACUCAACUUGUCCCCAACCAGUUGAAAGUCUUAAUAAAUAGUGAUUAGUUUAAACAAAACAAAAA